Symbiodinium sp. CCMP2456 is the source of this 1155-nucleotide messenger RNA. NCBI's taxonomy places the organism in Eukaryota, Dinophyceae, Suessiales, Symbiodiniaceae. The record is from the annotation of a GenBank genome assembly.
AUGUAUGGUGACAAGUGGUCCUUCGAGGGCGACUUGGCAUUGCUGAAGCUCAAAGCUCCCCUCACCAAUCCAGCGGCAGCUGUCAUCGACGAGGGCGACUUCGACGAGGUGCGCGCCCUGGAUGAGAUCAUCAUGUUCGGCUGUCCUGACGCAUCCGAGCUCCCGUUGCCCACGACCGGUCAUGUUGCAUCCAUGUCGGAACAGCGUGCCGGCAUCGGCUUGAUGCUGUCGCAGGUUUUCGGAAACCCUGGAAGUUCCGGAAGCGCAGUCUUUCGCUACUCUGAGAAGCGGUCGAGAUACGAGGUCAUUGCAAUACAUUCCCUUACAGACUCUCGUGGCAGUCUGACAGAUGUGGGUCGAGGUUGCUUCCUGCGCUUGGCUAUCCAAGCACCCGAAAUUCACAAGUUUCUGAGGUUGCACAAAAUGAGCCAUCUUCUCGGGCUGGAGACUGGCCAAAGCAACGAAAGCCAGGACACAUGCCCUUUCAAGGACAUCCACACGCAACGAGAUUGCAGAAAUAGAGCGGGCCCUUCCUGCAUGGCAGCCCAAGAGCAGGAUGCUGCCUGCCCGAGCGUCUGGUACGCGCGCGUCAAAUGUGGAAUGCUCAUUUUCUGGAUCUUCUUCACAGGAAUAGAUGUAUGGAUGUGGCAUUGGAACCAAUCACCGCUCUGGUUGCUGGCUUGCCUGGUGGUGACGAACGGAUGGGGUUGGCUGGACGCCGUCCUGCGAUAUCCCGUCCUCCAUGACAUCGACAGCCCAUUCACGCUGAAGAAUCUACUCUUGAUUUUGGGAAAGAUCUGUUGGCUCAUCACGGUUUUCCUGCGGCACAAGUCACACCCGGUCUCUUUUGUCUUGUGCUCCAUGCUUGCGAUCGUCGUACCGAUGUUUUACGCGAUGCUGCUGCCACUUGAUGAGACCGAGCAGGUGUACAACCUGAUAAAGUCCAUGUAUACGGACGAGGACAUCCUCGUGCGCUGCUGGCGCUUCUUAAGGAAUCCCCGGCAAACGAUGGAGGCCUGGAACAGGCAGCGCCACAGAAUAAUCAAACGAGGCUGCGAGGAGAUCGCCGAGCGAACCCCGACGGUUGCCGCGAAGCUCGGAGAGCUGAGCCCGACGCGAAGAGCGAUGCUGCGCAAACCCGGGCGCAGCGUGUAA